AACCUACUUCUGAAUAGCGUCGAUAUGGCUAAGGCGAAAUGGCUAUAUCACUUCCCUAUACUUAAGGCGGGUAGGCCUCGGGCCUGCCCGUCGAGCGACAGGUCGUGCAUACUGCAUACCGAAAGAAUCAAACGUAUAUAGACCUGUAGAGUAUCAACUAGUACACAGAAUAGCCAAAUGAUGGCGAGCUCCUCGGAUCCAGCCAUCUCGAUGGUGGGAACUCGCCCCGAGUAUUGGGCAAUGGAGUAUCUCGAUCACAAAAUCGGCCACGGGCUCUUUGAGGUACAGCCCGACCGUCGUGUUCAACCCCUUCCUGGCCCAACCGAGAGUCCGGAACUCCCCACCGAAGAAUGCGCUAUCUGCCACCGCCCACGCGACGGACACUUCACAGGCGUAGUCGGGGACCUCAAAAGUGGUAUGAGCCGAGGGUGUCGUCUCUGCGACGCUCUGCACCAGAUUAUCGUAGCCAUCACGCGCGAGCCAUACCAAGUAUCGCACCCCUUUCGGUUAGAAAUACGUCGAGAUUCCCCAGCGAUAUUGGAUAUAUGUGUAGCGACCGUGAUGGUUGGGGAGGUCUAUGAACCCGUGUUCGCAAAGUAUCAGGUUUACUUUCAAACUAACGCCACCCGCCGCCCCCAGUCCCUUUCCGCAUUCGAUAGUAUCGGAUUCGGCUCACCCGUCGCUAGCACCGCCCAUUCGAUAAAAUGUAUGUCAUUCGCCAAAGCAGCACUCGACCAAUGUAUUCAAAAACACCACGACUGUGGCCAGUCCGAUACCAAUCCCAUCCUACCAACCCGUGUCCUCGACCUAGGCGAAAACGACUCCUCUAUCAAACUCCUCGAACCAGCACCAGGCACCCGAGCACAAUACGUAGCACUAAGCCACUGCUGGGGAGCCAACGCCAAACGUCUCGAGACCAAACAAGCACGCCUCGAGGAUUUCAAGUCCUCAAUACCAUGGCCCGACCUACCUCCCACCUUCCAAGACGCCGUAACUGUGACGCGGUGUCUUGGGAUACGGUACCUAUGGAUCGACUCACUAUGCAUCAUUCAAGACAGCGCUUCAGAUUGGGAAAUCGAGUCCUCGCGAAUGGCGGCCGUAUACCGCGAUGCCAGCGUCACCGUCGCAGCUGUCUCGUCAUCUUCCUCGGACGAACAUUUUCUCAAGCCGCGGAAUAAAGUGUAUCAGGAACAGCUUCUACUCCUAGGGCUCUCGCGCACAGAGCAGCAACUCUCGGCUGAGGAGCUAGGUAUUGUUGCGCCAGAUGUCAAUACCGAGCCCAUUUUUGCACUAGGAAUUCGGCCACUUGCCGUCCACACGACGUCCGGUCCCUUGAGCGAUCGGGCGUGGACGUUCCAGGAAGAAAAGCUAUCGAGCCGGAUCUUGCGUUUCUCUGAGACGGAAUUGAGUUUUGAGUGUCGUCGAGGUAUUGCGUGUGAAUGUGAUAUGCACGGCGCUGCCUAUAAUAAUUCCCUUGAACCACCACAACUUCCACCACUUCACGGGUUAGCUGCUGCAAUCAAUAAUACCACAGGUUCAGAAGGUAACUCGGCAGACAGGCUUCACCAGUUACCACCCCAUUUAGACCCAUUCCUAGCCUGGCAAAACCGCGUCUCCGAGUAUUCACAGCGUAACAUAACAUUCGCAUCCGACAAACUACCCGCCCUAGCUGGUUUAGCCACAAUAUGUCACGCAAUCACCAAAUCAACAUACCUAGCCGGCCUAUGGCGAGAUCACUUCGUCCUCGACCUUCUAUGGCACCCUGCUGGUCAUAGAAGCCUUGACCCGGAGCAAAGCGAUCGCUAUAUCAACUGCGACACCGCAAAAUGGAAGCCCGGUCUAUCCAUCCCCUCCGAAAACCUCCCCGAUGCUCCCGACCUAGGAGUCUGCUACACCAAGAAACUCACCAAAAUCGCCGCCCAUACCAAUCUCCUAGCCCUCGACAUCCCCUCCGCCUUACCCUCAAAGUCGAAACUGAAAACCCGGGUUCCGAUCGGAUUCGUAAAAGACUACCGCGCGCCGACGUUCUCCUGGGUAUCCAUCGACUGCCCGAUCGCCUUCCGCUCCCCUCCUUUACAAACCGAUAUCAUAAUCGAAACCGAAGUCAUCGACGCACAAUGUACAAUCAACGGUCUAAACCCGUUCGGUCGGGUCUCCGACGGGUAUGCUUUGCUCAAAGGGCCACUGGUCGAAGUCCGAAUAUCCACGCGCCCGUUACGGCGGAACUAUGGGUCGUAUAUCCUCAAGCGAUGCGAUGCUGCUGUUUCGUUCACACCUGAUUUACCUCUCGCCCUUGAUUCUCUCGAAGCACCUAAUUCAUCUGAUUCAAGGGGAACAGGUUCAAGAGAUAGAGUUAGGAGAGCCACAGCAGCAGAUGGCGUACGACCCGCGUUCCGCGAUGUACCUGUAUGGUGUCUAAGCCUUCUGCGAUCGAAGGACGGUUUGGUGCGUGAGGUUAUGGUUCUAGGACUUUCGAGUCGGGUUCCGGGAGCUUACGAGAGGUUGGGUUUGAUUGAUACUUCGGCGCCGAGGACGUUAGAAAGUUUGAAUUGUUGGUUUGAGUCGGAAGAGGAGAUAAGUUUGACGGAGGUGAAGUGUGUCUAAGCCGUAGUCUUGUGGUAUUUACUUGUUACUUCGUUCGAAAUCUUUACCUAUUUUGCCAAGUGAGGGUAGUUUACGGUCCAGAUGGGUUGGCUCAUCAACCGCGGCACAGGUUAAGCACUGUUCAUCAGGAAGACUGUCUUA
Molecule: messenger RNA, 2745 nt
Organism: Hypoxylon trugodes
Lineage: Eukaryota; Fungi; Ascomycota; Sordariomycetes; Xylariales; Hypoxylaceae
Product: heterokaryon incompatibility protein-domain-containing protein
Exons: 2
Coding region: 178-2604 (808 amino acids)
Source: RefSeq, a predicted model, not a curated record